Messenger RNA from Fusarium pseudograminearum CS3096, 822 nucleotides. It is a transcript of the gene TOX4, whose product is annotated as TOX4. The coding region runs from base 1 to 822 and encodes 273 amino acids. The transcript has a single exon. Gene Ontology annotation, cellular component: extracellular region. NCBI's taxonomy places the organism in Eukaryota, Fungi, Ascomycota, Sordariomycetes, Hypocreales, Nectriaceae. The record is from RefSeq and is a predicted model, not a curated record.
AUGAUGUUCAAAAACACCCUUUUGGCCCUUGCCGCCACCAUUGGCUUGUCCGAUGCCCUAGGCAUCAACUGUCGAGGCAGCGGCCUUUGCGUUGGCAACAAAGGCGCUCUCGGCCAACUCAUUGCCCAGGUCAGGGCCAUAGAUCCCAGCAAGAGGUUUAGCAACGGAGAGCAUGUCAGCUGCGUUGACAUCAACAAUAUCGGCAACCACCCAGCUAUCUGCGCUUUUUACCAGGGCAUUGGAGACCGCACCUUCUCGCUGUCUGAGACCCAGACGUUCCUCCAGCAGAUCGUCGACCAUGGCUGCAAGCUUUGCGGAAGCGUCCCAACUGACCCGGGCAACAAUGUCGCUAACGGCCAGCUGACUGUCAACGCCGUUCUCAACCCUACCAAGCGAGAUGCACCUCAAAGUCCGGCAGUCUAUGAAAAGCGCGAUGUACCUCAGAGCCCUAAAGUCUAUGAGAAGCGCGGCGACAACCUCCUUGUCAGACGUCUAGGUAUCAACUGCCGUGGUAGCUCCAGCUGUGGAGUCGGCGGUAUUGGACACACACCUAAUGGAGACCUAAAGGAUGUCCGUGACGCUGUUGCAUCCGGCGAGGAGGGCAACUUUGGUAACGGUGAUCAUAUCGCCUGUAUUCCCUUUGCUUUUGGACAACUGUGCGCUUUCUACCAGGGUAUUGGCAGCCGAACUUUUACCAAGGAGCAAUCUGUCACAUUCCUCGAUCAGCUUAGACAGCAUGGCUGUUCCAAGUGUGGUAGCAUUCCUGUUGAUCCUGGCAAUGAUGUUAAGAACGGACAGCUUACUGUCAACUAUGUCGCAUGA